Molecule: messenger RNA, 934 nt
Organism: Prorocentrum cordatum
Lineage: Eukaryota; Dinophyceae; Prorocentrales; Prorocentraceae
Source: the annotation of a GenBank genome assembly
CCCUCAGAUACCCACUUUACCAGCACUGACGAUGGGCACCAGCCCUGCUUCUGUAGUCUCCCAGGCAGCUUAGCACCGAAGCUGCGCGUCGUGCGACAAACGCCUCCGGCUAUGUGCGGUCCGAGCACGCAGGAGGGGCCCCCCCUGGGAGCCCUCUGGCCAGGGAGGCGCGGGGAAGCGCGGGGAGGCGCGGGGCCCUGGCGCGGCGACGGGCAGCGCCUCGGAGCACCCUCGGGACAGCAGCGAGAGGGGCGGGCGCGGCGGCGCGGGGAGGAGGAGGAGGAGGAGGAGGCGGAGAGGGGGAGUGCGCGGGAGGGCGGAGGGGCCGCGCUGCAGCGGGGGCCGGAGGGGCGCGCCCGCUCCUGGCGUCCAGUUUCUGCGGGCCUCGAGCCGCGCUCGGAGGGCCCUCGGGGCCCACAGCGGGGGCGCCCCCGCGGGCCCUGGGCUGGGAAGGACUCCCCUGCCCCGGGCCCCCGACGCCGCGGUUUUCUCGCGGCGUAGGCCCCUCGGAGGUCUCGCCCGCUCUCCGCGGCCAGCUUUCCCCCCUCCAGAGAGAUCGACACCGAAGAGUAGGUUCACAUUCGAGAUGGUUGGAUCCUGCGCCGGGAUCACUGUUCAGCGUGGUGAGACAGUCAAGGAGGGGGCGCGGCUGCAGCCUCUGAGACUCUGAGCCUGCGACAACCCUGCGCAAGUAACCUCACAACCGACGGUGGUGCUGCCCGUGCCAGCCAGCCUGGCACGGUCUGCACAGGGGUGCAAGUACGCUCCACGCCUCGCAAAGAAAUAAAUAACACAGCCCGCCGGAUCUGGUUGGACCACAGUCCUGCUCUCCAAAAUGACUUGGGCUGGACCUACCCACUGCGUCGAAUCUCAAAUCGCGCUAGGUGCCCUGGGACACACAAAUAGAUACACACAGAUGAAAGGAUCCCCCGUA